AUGCGCAGGCUGGAUGACAUCAUUUUGCAGAAGGCGCCGCAGUGCAUGACGGGAGCUGCGGGGAAGGAGCCAAGCCGCCGCCCUCACAUUUGCUGCGAUGUGGCCAAUGAGAGGCCAGCGGCCGUGCCGGCCAAUGCGACGCCUCGUAAAUGAUGUCAUAUAGCAGCUGCUGUGGUCCUGAUGCUGCGGAGGCGCACAUCGUCUUCAUUCUCACCCUCGUCUUCACAGCUAAGGGCGACAUUACAGCUGGUGCGCGAUUCUCUGUUGACGUAGCGCCAAAGUCUUCUUCCAGAGCACCAUGACGUUUUCAGCCCACAGAGAGAAGUUGCGAGAACUCCCCCUGGUGUCCUUAUUGUGCUCCUGUAUUGUCCAAAAAGCCCCUGACGCCGCCGCCGCCGCCAGCGCCGAGAAGGAAGGUCAGUUCAUAGGUACAGUGGACCUGAAGCUGGGCGCCAUCCGCCACCUGGAGGUGACGGAGGUGAGCGGGCAUGCGAGCGGCCGGGCCUUCCAGGUCAUCCUCAAGCCGCCCAGCUUCAACGACGCGCCGCCAAAGGCCAUUGCGCCGCCUCGUCGCAAGCCGUCGCUGCAGGAAAUCCGGAACAAGCGGGACGCUGCCCACCGCACGGGAAGGGAGGCGGAGCUUCUCAAGCACUUGGCAGGGAUAAGGGAACCCGAACGGCAGGUCGCCAACAAGCUCAGCGAAGACGUCAGCAAAGACGUCAAACCCUUGGCGGAGGUGUCUUGACGAAGCGUGCGAUCGCAACACCGGCUCAAUUUCAGCGUCUGCUUCGAGCGGGACAAAGACGAGCGUUUCCCAACGCGAGUCACUCCAAGAAGAGGAAGUGAGACCGACGCGCCCUGGGUGGCGACGGCACUUCUGCGGGACGGCGGUCACUGUUGUCACCUGCUGCCGACAGAGGGCGUGACAGCAAAGUCCACCUUGCUUCUAUUUGUAAAUAAAGACGUGAACAUAUGCUCA
This is a messenger RNA of Phyllopteryx taeniolatus (common seadragon), 979 nucleotides long. RefSeq names its product stathmin-4-like. Gene Ontology annotation, molecular function: tubulin binding. The transcript is spliced from 6 exons. Gene Ontology annotation, biological process: regulation of microtubule polymerization or depolymerization; neuron projection development; microtubule depolymerization. Bases 299 to 745 code for a protein of 148 amino acids. NCBI's taxonomy places the organism in Eukaryota, Metazoa, Chordata, Actinopteri, Syngnathiformes, Syngnathidae. The record is from RefSeq and is a predicted model, not a curated record. Gene Ontology annotation, cellular component: cytoplasm; neuron projection.